Oncorhynchus tshawytscha (Chinook salmon) is the source of this 1136-nucleotide messenger RNA. It is a transcript of the gene rnaseh2a, whose product is annotated as ribonuclease H2, subunit A. Gene Ontology annotation, molecular function: RNA-DNA hybrid ribonuclease activity; RNA binding. Gene Ontology annotation, cellular component: ribonuclease H2 complex. Gene Ontology annotation, biological process: DNA replication, removal of RNA primer; mismatch repair. The transcript is spliced from 9 exons. The coding region runs from base 191 to 1120 and encodes 309 amino acids. The record is from RefSeq and is a predicted model, not a curated record. NCBI's taxonomy places the organism in Eukaryota, Metazoa, Chordata, Actinopteri, Salmoniformes, Salmonidae.
GGAAGAGAGGCGACCAUCUGUACUAAUUCGCUAUCUAGCAUGCUGCCAUCUAGCAUGCUCCGAACCCCUGUGUGUAUCCGUAACUCGGGGAGUGUAGUUUCUUUGGAUGGAGGCACCCAUAGUUGUAUGGAUCUGUGCAAAACUGCUACAGUGAUUACAGACUUACAGAAACAGACAGUGGAAGGUCACCAUGGAUCUCGGUGAGUUUGAAGCAGACAACUCGGUGAGCUGUCGCCUGGCUUCAGCAAUACCCGACGUCUGCAAGACAGAAGACUGCUGUUUGGGUAUCGAUGAAGCCGGCAGGGGGCCUGUACUGGGACCCAUGGUCUACGGAAUAUGUUUCUGUCCCGUCGCCAAAAAGGAAGCUCUGAAGGACUUAAAAGUGGCAGACUCGAAGACAUUGACUGAGGCCCAGAGAGAGGAUCUAUUCCGCAAGCUGGACGAGGCCAAGAGCUUUGUAGGCUGGGCUCUUCAGAUUCUCUCACCCAACACUAUCUCUACCAGCAUGCUGCAGAGGUCAAAAUACAACCUGAAUGCUCUCUCUCAUGACGCAGCCAUUGGCCUGGUACAGUUCGCCCUGGACAGUGGAGUGCAGCUCAAAGAGGUGUUUGUGGACACGGUGGGUCCUGCAGAGAAGUACCAGGAGAAGCUGUCCCAGCGGUUCCCCGGGGUGGAAGUGACCGUACGACCCAAAGCUGACUCCCUCUUCCCCAUAGUCAGUGCUGCCAGUAUCUGUGCCAAGGUGGCCAGGGACCAUUCAGUAAAAGACUGGAACUUCCCAGAAGACCUAGGAGAGGUGGAUGCAGACUACGGCUCUGGCUACCCCAACGACCCGAAGACGAAGGCGUGGCUGUUGAAGGAGCUUGACCCGGUGUUUGGCUACCCUCAGUUUGUCAGGUUCAGCUGGAGCACCACACAGACCCUGCUGGACAGCAAGGCUGUCACCGUACACUGGGAUGAUGAUGAGGAGGAUGGUGAGAAGGCCGCAGCCCGUCAGAACAACACCUCCAUGCUCUCCUACUUCAAGACAGGCUCCAAGACCUCCGCCCAGCAGGGCAACACACACCAGACACACCGCUUCUUCACAGAGAGGAGACUGCAGAGCCUGGCCACACUCUGAGACAAGGAGAGGAAUA